AUGUCACCCAUUUGGCUUCUUCUUAUAUAUUUUGUUUAUUUUACAAAGGAAUUAACGGAGAAGAAGCAAUCAACAUCAUCUUCAGAAGAAAAUAGUGAAGGAAGUGAUUCGACAAGUAGUAAUUCGAAUUCACGCGAAAGAGACAAUUUAAUUUUGUUAAAUAAUGAUGGAGAAUUGUAUGAUGUAUCAGCUGAAAAUCAGUCACCAGCUACAUAUGACAUUACUGAAGAAGAUAUUUAUAAAAUGGAACAAAUCGGAGUUACAAAUACGCAAGUUCCUAGCGCCGGUGAUGAAUUUAUUCCAGAGAAGGACAAAGAAGACGAAAUUGUUUUAUUCAAUUUUUUAAAUCUUCAAACAUUUAGGUAUUUAAAAGACGCGGAAAAGAAAGCUGAUGAAUUAUAUCGUACGGCAAUGAAAUUUCUGGACAAAAAUCGUGUAUCGUCAUUCGAGGCAAAGAAAGCGGCUUAUGGAUUGCUUGAAGAGGCUGCACGGUUGAAGCAUAGAGAUUCUAUGAAAUUAAUCGCAUAUGCUUAUCUAUUUGGUGAUUAUACUCGUUGGAGUAUUGAUGAAGCAAGAACGACUUUCGAAUUGUUGUCGCUUUCUGGUUCGCCUGACGCUCAGCUCGCUUUAGCGUUUCUUCAUGGCACUGGAAUUGGUUUUCCCGAAUCUUCGCAAGCAAAAGCACUUGUCUUUUAUACUUUUUCAGCACUUGGUAAUAAUCCACUUGCACAGAUGGCUUUGGGUUAUCGUAAUUGGGCAGGAAUAUCUGUGCCACAAAAUUGUGAAAGAGCAUUAAUUUGGUACAAGAAAGUUGCAUCUCGUGUUGCCUCGCAAGUGCGCCUUACAGGAGGCAUGGCACUCCAAAGAAUUCGACUACCCGAUGAAUUUGAUUCAACAAUUCCUUCUGCCGCACAAGCUACAAAUACUGUACUGGAUGCGAAUUUACUGAAUUAUUAUAAAUACUUGGCGGACAAAGGAGAUAUCCAAGCUCAGAUUGGUCUUGGGCAGCUAUAUUUAACAGGUGGUCGCGGAGUUGAACGCGAUGUAGAGUUAGCCAGUCAUUAUUUUUCCGCAGCUGCAGAAUCGGGAAGUUCAUCCGCUCAUGCACAUCUAGGAAAAAUGUACCUAGAUGGAACAACUGCGACUCCUCAGGAUAAUCAAACAGCUUUUCAAUUUUUCAAAAAAGCUGCUGACCGGGGCAAUCCAAUUGGUCAAAGUGGUUUAGGUGUUAUGUAUUUAUAUGGAAAAGGUGUUAAACAAGACUAUAGUAAAGCUCUGAAAUUGUUUACGCUAGCCGCAGAACAAAACUGGGUUGAUGGGCAAUUGAAUCUCGGUCACAUGCAUUAUAGAGGCUUAGGCGUAAAACGAGAUUUUAAAUUGGCUGUCAAAUAUUUCCAGAUGGCAUCUCAAUCCGGUCAUAUUUUGGCAUAUUAUAAUUUAGCUCAGAUGCAUGCUACUGGAACGGGUGUUUUACGCAACUGUAAGACUGCAGUCGAAUUAUAUAAAAACGUAGCUGAAAGAGGCCGCUGGUCUGAACGUCUAAUGGAAGCAUAUAUGAGUUAUCGUGCUGGGCACAAGGAUGAAGCAGCUUUCAAAUAUUUAUUUCUCGCCGAGCUAGGCUAUGAACCAGCUCAGACAAAUUUUGCUUAUAUUAUAGAUCAAGGUGAAUUGGGAAUGUUCCCUAAAAAAGAAGCCUUACAACGUGCCUUUUUGCAUUGGCAGCGAUCGGCUGAGCAAGAUUACGUUGUAGCUCGGAUUAAACUUGGCGAUUAUCAUUAUUAUGGAUAUGGUACUCCAGUAGAUUAUGAAUUAGCAGCAGCACAUUAUAAAAUUGCCAGUGAUAGGCAUCAAGCUGCUCAAGCUAUGUUCAAUCUUGGUUAUAUGCAUGAACAAGGUCUCGGAUUAAGCAAGGAUCUUCAUUUGGCGAAAAGGUUCUAUGAUAUGGCAGCUGAAACCAGCGUUGACGCUUAUAUUCCUGUUACUUUGGCUUUAAUAAAACUUUCGCUUUUCUUUUUCUACGAUCUUCUAAGAGAGGUAUCAUUUGAAUUUUUCUGGUUAAAAAUAGUUGAUAUGAUUUUGAAGAGAUUUUAUUAG
This is a messenger RNA of Dracunculus medinensis (Guinea worm), 2094 nucleotides long. NCBI's taxonomy places the organism in Eukaryota, Metazoa, Nematoda, Chromadorea, Rhabditida, Dracunculidae. The record is from the annotation of a GenBank genome assembly.